Messenger RNA from Dermacentor silvarum, 474 nucleotides. RefSeq lists its product as uncharacterized. The record is from RefSeq and is a predicted model, not a curated record. The transcript is spliced from 3 exons. Lineage: Eukaryota; Metazoa; Arthropoda; Arachnida; Ixodida; Ixodidae. Bases 1 to 474 code for a protein of 157 amino acids.
AUGGUUGAAGAAUUUUACAGGAACCACGGCCAUGUUCUAGACCUCACGAAGCGCUAUGAAAAAUUGAGGAAAUCGCUUAUGGAAAGACUGACGGUCUCGUCGAGGCUCAACAACAGAGGAGCCAACCUGUUGGAAGAAGAAAAAGCCAGGGAUCAGGUUAUUGCGACCCGAAAAGCCAUCGUCCAGUACCUCAACAAAGUUGAUAGCGGAAAGGAGUCCCAGCUUUACCAAAAGUGGGAAUCCAUCACGAGGAUUCGUGUAGAGACCCAAGAGGAGCUGAAGGGAGACCCGCAGAAGAGCAAGGAGAUGCGCAAAUCAAGCCAGAGACUUAGCGCCGCCCAGCCGGCGACUAGCACAGACGCCACGGCAUGGAGGUCACAUGGCCGCCGUGACACCAAGGCUCAUUCCAUGGGCGCCCAAGGUCAAGAGGAAGAAGGGGAGCCAUCUUGCCGGGCGCUCGGCCGAGUGAGCUGA